GGGUUGAAGAUGCAGUGGCAUCCCGAGCAAAGCCAGUGGGCUGAACAGCAUUUUGACAUCUCCUCGACCACAUGCUCCCCAGCCCACAAGGCAGAGCCAUUCCGUGUAGUACCCGGCCACCUACAGUGCUCGGCCGCCUACCAGUACGCCUGGGCGAACGAUGACAUCUCGGCCCUCACCGCCUCCAACAUGCUCAAGAAAUAUGCCGAGAAAUAUUCUGGCAUCCUGGAGUUGCCCGUCUCCUAUCCCGAAGCCCCCACUGUCCCAGCGGGGUUGAGCGGUCGGAAGGGCGAAUCGGAACCUUGGCAGGAUGGUGUCUAUCCCAUGAGCUGCAUACCGGAGGGAGUUCCCGUCCGCAAGGGAGGUGUUGCAGCAGCUUCUGAGGUGGUAUCUGGUUUGUGUAGCUCUCCUGGUCUUGCCUCCAGCACGCUGAGUGAGCCCAGCUACUCCAGCAGCAGCUGUGAGAGUCACACUGCCACCACACUCCACUCAUCCUCAUUACCUUCUCAGGAAUAUGACGGCACUUACAGCGGUUCCUACUUGCACAGCAGUUACAAUUCUCAUUCUGUCCCUGCGCCCGCACAUACUUCCCCAAUGCACAGCUCCGGCCUCCUGCAACCACCUCCACCGCCAUCUCACUCUACAUUAGUCCCAGCAUACAGCGGAGGCUCGCCAAACUUGUCUGGUUAUAAUUACACCCCUGCAGGAUACCCUGCCCAGAUCCCAGUCGGACCUGGAUACAGUCCUGGAGGAGUGCCCCGACCAACCUCUUACCUCCCUUCAGGCAUUGCCGCACCAACACCCCUUCCCCCUUAUCCAUACCAUAACCAUAACUUGACCCCAAUCGCCCCAAGCCCUCUAAACAGUUGCUCCUCCAACUUGCUGAAGAGGAAAGCCUUCUACGCGACGGGCCAGGGAGAUAUUGACUCCUCUUAUGCAAGCUUUGGCUAUGACCAAAGUCGAAGCUCAAGCGAGAGCCCAAUGUACAGAGUGGCAGACAGCAGCAGCACAAACAGGAACUGUGAUAGUCCCAUAGGCAAUGGGUUUAAGAGAGGUUCCGAGAAGCCGUCUCUAUUGUUUAAUCCACAAAAGCAGUCCACGCUUCCUUCGGAGGAACAACAACAGCAGCAGCAGCAAAGAAAGUAUAGCAGCCGGGCAACUCCCAACCCACUAUCUCCAACAGCCUACGUCUCUUCCUCACUCGGGGGUGCUCGCAUGGCAGACUUUAUAUCCCCACCCGUCAGUGAGCAAAAUGCUGAAGAUCAUCGUACCCAUCACUCCCGCUCAGGUGCUCCCCGCUCACGCACUGCUGAAGAGCAACUAAAAACCUGUGACCCACACCUCUUGGGCAUGGUAACCUCUGAAAUAGUUCAGCUGGCCCCUCCCUUGGACUGGAGUGACAUUGCAGGCUUAGAACUGGCCAAAGCGACCCUGAAAGAGGAGGUUCUUUGGCCCAUUCUACGCCCUGACAUGUUCAGAAGCUUAGGAGCCACCCCGCAUUGUGUGCUGCUGUUUGGCCCGAGAGGCAGUGGCCGGACGUUGCUAGGCCGCUGUCUGGCCGUCCAGCUUGGGGCAUCAUUACUUCGGCUUAGUGGGUCUACUUUAGUCACCAAGUGGCUGACAGAUGGGAAGGAAAUUAUCAGAGCGUCCUUCCUGGUUGCUCGCUGCCGUCAACCUUCCGUACUGUUCAUUAGUGAGGUGGACAUGCUGCUUUCGGCGCAACUCACUGAAGAAAGUCCCAUUAACAGACUAAAGAGGGAGCUACUUUCUCAGCUGGACUUACUUCUAAUGGGCUCGGGUGGGGAUGGAAGACAACACGUGUUAGUGGUAUGCUCCACAAGCAGACCCCAAGACAUUGAUGAAGGGCUGCACAGCUACUUUGCUCGGCGGCUUUUUGUAUCCCUGCCCGAUAGUGCCGCCCGGCACCAGAUUGUCAGCCAGCUCCUCACCCAAUCCAAGCACAAAUACUGCAUGAGUGAGGAGGAGCUGGCACUGGUUGUCCAACGCACUGAAGGAUUCUCGGGACUUGACCUGUCCAGACUUUGCCAGGAAACGCAUGUGGGUCUGUUACACGUAUCCACACAACAGGGCGUUGAGAUGCCAGGUAUGAUUCGGCCCCUAACCUACCAGGACUUUGAGAGGGUCUUUUGUAAAUUACGUGCCAGUGUAUCGCAAAAAGAAAUGGAUAUGUACACUGAAUGGAACAAAAUGUUUGGAUCCAGACAAUGAAAGGACGUGCGCUGUGUCAAGAGGCCCUUUUAUAUACACAGACAUGUUGUGCUGCAGGGGGAAAAAAAAAAAAAAACCCAGAAAAUAAUACACAUUGGCUUUGCAGGAUUUGUCCACACGUGUGUGUAUAUAUAUGUAGUAGGGGUGUAACGGUAGGCUACCGGUACAUGAAUUUGAUUGUGCAUUUUUCACUACAAACCAUUGGGUAAAAACGGGUACAGACAUCAUGACGCAUAAACAUCAGUGGAGUAUGGAGGGGAAAAAACCCACAAAAACUAAAACGUCAUUGAAACAGCGUCUCCCGGGCACUUCACACUGAGCCAAGGCAAUAAAUGUCUGCAGAUUUUCAAGCAUAAUUCAAGUCUAAACAGUCACCCGACAUCCCUGGUUUCUCGGUAGUCACUGAGGAAAAUGAUAAAAUAAGGCCAAUGUCAGAUUUCACAACGUAGCCUGAUUUUGAGUCCACAGCCGUGUCGCAGACAAAUGUAGUGUCUCGUAGUCGAUUUUGAGUAGUCUUGACAUCAUAGCCUGUGUGCUGACAAUUCUGGGUCUUGACCCCUCAAACCAAACAAAACUCAGGAAACCUACUGUCAUCUCAAGCUCUCUCACCAAGAUAUACUCAAAGUAUGUCUGAACAGAUCACAGAAAUUACACAAUUAAAUUUCACAACUCCAGAGUUAAUAAAUCCCAAAACACCUUGCAGUUCAUCCAUCUGUAGGUAGUCGGCCCCAUGCCCAGACAGCAGGUGUCACAAGGUGCCAUAACUUGUAAGGCCAAGCUGACAACGAUGUCCAAUCAAGGAAAAGCUCUGUUGUUUUUUUCUGCAAGGUAAAUACUCUAAAAAAAAAAAAAAGGAUUUGGAAAGUUUUCACCUCCAAAAAGAUAGUCGACUCACUGACCUCAAAGAGCAUUUGCAUGUGGACUAAAUGUCAAGGCACAUAUAAAAAUAUAGUUUGGGUUGUUUUUUUAUAGUAUCUGUGUUCGUGUAGACCUAUCCAAGGUGGGUUGCAAAGCAUUGGCGGGGGUGGGGAGCCUGGCAAGCUACACAAAAGGUGACAAUGAAUGUACAGCACUUGAGAUGUUGUGGAUUGAUAAAAUAUUAUACAGAUUUUUUCCCCCUUUUUUGUCAAUAUCACAUUUUAAAGUCCAUGUAAAGUGAAAAGAGAUCUCCUACAUUUGACACACCACAGAGAAUCGCUUUAACAAUUUUCCAAAUGAAUAUUAUUUUAAAAAUGGCCAUGUACAAUAUAUUAGAUGAAGCGUCAAAACUGUGAAAAUUCAAGUUGUUGCCUCCAUUUUCGAAAUGUUGUGAAUCCGACUUGCUCAUUCAGAUACCACUGGUAAAAAAACAAACAAC
Hippocampus zosterae (dwarf seahorse) is the source of this 3586-nucleotide messenger RNA. Its product is annotated as fidgetin-like. The transcript has a single exon. Lineage: Eukaryota; Metazoa; Chordata; Actinopteri; Syngnathiformes; Syngnathidae. The record is from RefSeq and is a predicted model, not a curated record. Bases 10 to 2229 code for a protein of 739 amino acids. Gene Ontology annotation, molecular function: ATP binding; ATP hydrolysis activity; microtubule severing ATPase activity.